AUGCCUCCUCGACGCGGACGCCCACCUUUCAAUAGAUCGGUUGAGAGGGGAAGAGGUCGUUCCCAACGUCAUCAGCCAGAUACAGUAGAGGAGGAAUCAGUUGCAUCCACCAUUCGGGCAGCACCUGCUGUUGAGCAAGCUGAGAGUCCUCCACCUCCUCCACCUCCUCAACCACCUACUGGUAUUCCCGCCAUGCCUACCGAGGCAGCACAGGCAUUGGCAGCUUUUUUUACUACAAUGGCUAGUCAAGCUCAGACUGGUCAAGUUCCACCUAUAGUGCCUCCAGCUACUCCUUUAGUUGCACCACCGGUACAGGAUGUAUCAAUUUCUAAGAAGCUAAAGGAGGCUAGACAGCUCCGUUGUGUGUCUUUCGCGAGUGAGUUGGAUGCCACUGUGCCGGGUCAUAUUAGAAGUAAUUGCCCACGGUUAGGACGAGCCACUGUAGUUGCAUCAUCUCCACCAGCUCACACUGAUAUGCAGAGAAGAGAUUCUUCUGGGUUACCACCGAGACAGGGAGUAGCCAUACGGUCCGGUAUGGAAAGUAAUACCCCGACACAUCCACCUUCGAGACUACAAACUCGUACUUCGACAAGAGUUUUCGCUGUGAUAGAAGAUGAGGCACGGGUCCGACCUGGAGUAGUGACUG
Molecule: messenger RNA, 646 nt
Organism: Theobroma cacao (cacao)
Lineage: Eukaryota; Viridiplantae; Streptophyta; Magnoliopsida; Malvales; Malvaceae
Source: RefSeq, a predicted model, not a curated record